Messenger RNA from Mytilinidion resinicola, 2021 nucleotides. RefSeq lists its product as uncharacterized. Bases 82 to 1524 code for a protein of 480 amino acids. NCBI's taxonomy places the organism in Eukaryota, Fungi, Ascomycota, Dothideomycetes, Mytilinidiales, Mytilinidiaceae. Gene Ontology annotation, biological process: fungal-type cell wall (1->3)-beta-D-glucan biosynthetic process. The transcript has 5 exons. The record is from RefSeq and is a predicted model, not a curated record. Gene Ontology annotation, molecular function: 1,3-beta-glucanosyltransferase activity. Gene Ontology annotation, cellular component: fungal-type cell wall; cytoplasm.
GUCGCGAGUCGCCGCGUGCUUCAAGCAGGGAAGCGCGCCCCGAGCCAUUGACUGCCCGCUGGUGUUUAUCUCGCGCCCGCCAUGCUCUCCCUCCUCCGCACCGUAGUGGUGCUCUUCGUCUCUUUGGCCAGCAUUGCCUAUGCAGUACAUACCGUCGAGAUCCAAGGCCAGGACUUUGUCGACUCCAAGACGAGCAAGCGAUUGAUGAUCAUCGGUGUGGACUAUCAACCCGGCGGACAAGCUGGAUACAAACCUCAGUCGGGCCAGGACCCGCUCACCAACGGCACCGUCUGUUUACGAGAUGCUGCGCUUCUCCAGCGACUGGGUGUCAAUACCAUCCGCGUCUACAACAUUGAUCCGUCUGCCAACCACGAUGACUGCGCCAGCAUCUUCAACGCCGUCGGCAUAUACAUGAUUCUGGAUGUCAAUUCGCCGCUUGCAGGCGAGUCUCUGGACCGCUCAGACCCUUCAGGCUCCUACAAUGCCGAUUACCUUACCCGUACAUUUGGAAUCGUGGAGGCCUUCAAGAACUUUCCCAACACCCUCGCUUUUUUCGCCGCCAAUGAGGUCAUGAACGACAUCCCCUCGUCCAAGGAGAAUCCUCCGUACAUCAGGGCUAUCCAGCGUGACCUCAAGAAUUACAUCGCCGCCCAUGCCACACGAACGAUUCCCGUGGGAUACUCCGCUGCGGAUGUGCGCCCCAUUCUGAAUGACACCUACAACUAUUUCCAAUGCAACAUCGACGGCAAAACGGAUUUGACUCGCUCGGAUUUCAUUGGACUCAACUCUUAUUCCUGGUGUGGAGCAGCAGCAACUUUCCAGACUGCAGGUUACAACGACCUCGUCUCCAUGUUCCAGAACAGCUCGCUCCCCAUCUUCUUCUCUGAGUAUGGAUGCAACAAGCCGCUCGGCAUACCCCGAGUCUUCAAUGAGGUCGCUGCAUUAUACGGACCGCAGAUGACAGCCCUCAGCGGAGGACUUGUCUAUGAGUAUAGCGAGGAAGAGGCUGACUAUGGUCUCGUCAAUAUCAACGAGAAUGCAACUGUUACAUUGAAGAAGGACUACGACAACCUCCAGGAUCAUUACAACAAGCUAAAUCUUACUCUCCUCCAGUCAGCCGAUCCCACAGCCACCAAUGCGAAAGCCCCAGAAUGCUCUUCAGGCCUGAUUUCGGAUUCGGGCUUCUCCCAGAACUUCACGAUCCCGAGUCCCCCAGACGGUGUUGAUGACCUGAUUAAGAAUGGCAUCAAGAACCCCAACAACGGAAAGCUGGUGGAUGUCACAGAGACAGCGGUCCCAAUGGCCAUCUACGGGAGCAACGGCGUCGAGGUCAAGGGCCUGGCAAUUAAGAUUCUAGGCAAUGACGACAGCAAUUUGCCUGGCGGAGAGACCACCAGUGCUAACGCUACGUCAACAGGAGCCGCACCAUCAGCAAGCGCGACCAAGAAGGGCGCUGCUGGUAAGCUUAGUGCGGAUACUGGUGGCCUCCUAGCAGUUGCUCUCACCUGCUUGUUGAUGCUAUGAAGGGGAGAUAGGGUGUAGCUUGACUUUCUCCUUCUCUUCUGCUAAUACAAUGCUUCUUUUUUUAGAUCAAGCUGCGGCAACGGCGAUAGCGUCGGCAACUGUCUUGGUUUCUGCAGCUACUUCUGUGAGCCUUCCUUUAAGACCAUCUUUCGUUCUAUGUUUAUUUUUGUCUCUUCUUUUCCUGGCUUCUGGACGCUUUUUGUCUUGCUUGUUCUAAUAGUUCAGACUCGGUCCGGCACCGAUGCUGACAAGCCCCGGCCGACGGCAUUGACAGUGCAUCAGAAGUCAGACGCGUCUGGACGGCGAGAUCUAGUGCUUUUCAGAUUUGAGAAUCUGGUGCUUGUCAGGUGUGAGAUUGGCCCAAGCUGGCGACUUGCUUUAUACGUGGUACUCCUGAGAUGGGGGCCGGGAAGUUGGCGGAGCACUCUCUAUGCGAGUCUACUUCAGUGUAUCUUCUGGGGGUGAUAGGAGGCUUGAUGUCUGCGGUGGAUGGUGCG